This is a messenger RNA of Phycodurus eques (leafy seadragon), 5759 nucleotides long. RefSeq names its product large ribosomal subunit protein eL13. Gene Ontology annotation, cellular component: cytosolic large ribosomal subunit; plasma membrane; ribosome. The transcript is spliced from 16 exons. Gene Ontology annotation, biological process: cellular response to calcium ion; translation. Bases 206 to 1897 code for a protein of 563 amino acids. NCBI's taxonomy places the organism in Eukaryota, Metazoa, Chordata, Actinopteri, Syngnathiformes, Syngnathidae. The record is from RefSeq and is a predicted model, not a curated record. Gene Ontology annotation, molecular function: structural constituent of ribosome; RNA binding; calcium-dependent phospholipid binding.
AUGAGGGAGGCAAAUGAAGCUGCUGCUUUACAGGAGAGCAUCCAAAAGUGGCGCACCACAGAAGAGUAAAUAAAGAGUGAGGAGUGACAUGAAUGCGUCUCAUUGAGGGAAUGAGGAGCCUGGGUCUUUGAGCUCCUGCACAAAUAAUUACAGAGCACAUCAUCGCUUACUACUGCUCGACUGCUCCUUUCGUCCACGGGCCAGGAUGAAUGACAUUCAGGAGGCCACCUCCCCCGCCACCAGCCUCGGUGGCCCGGCGACCUGCGUCUCCAAAGUAGAGCUGCGGGUGUCUUGUAAAGCUCUACUGGACCGUGACACUCUGAAUAAGUCGGACCCCUGCGUGAUCCUCAUGGUGCAGACCAACGGACAGUGGACAGAGUUGGACAGGACAGAAGUGAUCAAGAGCAACUUGCACCCCGUCUUCGCGAAGGUUUUCUCGUUGGAUUACUACUUUGAAGAGGUCCAGAAGCUACGAUUCGAAGUGUACGACAUCCACGGCACUCACAGCAUCGGGACGCGUGACGAUGACUUCUUGGGCGGGGUGGAGUGCACGCUCGGUCAGAUUGUGGCCCAAAAGAAGAUGGUGAAGCCUCUACUUCUAAAGUAUGGAAAAUAUGCUGGCAAAUCCACCAUCACGGUGCAUGCGGAGGAAAUUUCCGGUAACAACGGCUAUGUGGAGCUGUCCUUCUGUGCCAAGAAACUUGACGAUAAGGACCUUUUCAGCAAGUCUGACCCCUUUUUGGAAAUAUAUCGUAUCAACGAUGAUGAAACGGAGCAGCUUGUUCACAGAACUGAGGUUAUAAAGAACAACCUCAAUCCUGUUUGGGAGCCAUUCAAAGUGUCUCUUAUAUCGCUGUGCAGCUGUGAUGAGGAGAGGAGGCUUAAGUGCCUAGUGUGGGAUUACGACUCCAGAGGGAAGCACGACUUCAUUGGAGAGUUCUACGCCACUUUCAGAGAAAUGCAGAAAAUCUCCAGCGGAAAUAAGGUGACGUGGGAUUGUGUGAAUCCCAAGUACAAACAGAAGAAAAGGAACUAUAAAAACUCAGGUGUUGUCAUCUUAAAUGAUGUCAAGCUCCAUAGAGUUUACUCCUUCUUGGAUUACAUCAUGGGAGGAUGCCAGAUUCACUUUACGGUCGCCAUUGACUUCACAGCCUCCAACGGAGACCCCAGGAACAGCUGCUCUUUACACUACAUCAACCCCUACCAGCCUAACGAGUACCUGAAGGCUCUGAUAGCUGUGGGCGAGAUCUGCCAGGACUACGACAGUGACAAAAGAUUUUCAGCCUUGGGGUUUGGGGCCAGAAUCCCUCCAAAUUAUGAGGUAUCUCAUGACUUCGCCAUCAAUUUCAAUCCAGAAGAUGAUGAAUGUGAAGAGAUCCAAGGAGUGGUUGAGGCAUACCAGAACUGCCUUCCUAAAAUCCAGCUGUACGGCCCCACCAAUGUUUCUCCCAUCAUUAACAGGAUAGCCAAGCUGUCAGCUGGCGACGGCAACAUUAAAGACGCGUCUCGGUACCACAUCCUGCUCAUCCUCACUGAUGGCGUGGUGACAGAUAUGGCGGACACGCGCGAAGCCAUCGUGCGGGCCUCCUCCCAGCCUCUCUCCAUAAUAAUUGUUGGGGUCGGCAACGCAGACUUCACAGACAUGCAGAUUUUAGACGGCGAUGACGGUGUCUUGCGCUCACCGAAGGGCGAGCCGGUCCUCAGGGACAUCGUGCAAUUCGUGCCCUUCCGGGAUUUCAAGACGGCUUCACCAGCAGCGUUGGCCAAAUGUGUCCUGGCAGAGGUGCCCAAGCAGGUUGUGGAGUACUACAGCCAUAAGGCCAUCCCCCCUAUGUGUCCAGCGAGGGACUCGCCCACACCCAUCCUCACCCCGGUUGCCACCAGCCCGACAGAGUAACCCCUAAACAAGUCCUGAACUGUGACAGCGGCACCUGUCCCUCAAACUGAGACAGGGGAGAGGGAGGACUGCCUCCUGGGAUAAGAUGAGAAAAAAAAAAUCCUCAACAUCAUUUAUUCCACUCCUACAGAAGAUUGUCUCGACUUUCCACCAGGGCCUGUGAGUUACGUUUUUCCGCUCGGUGUGGAUUCGCCACAUCACCCUGGCUUUGCAACGGAACCAUCCCAGCUGAAUCAGCAUCUGAAGGAUUAUAUUUCUUUGUCUUGGCUUUGUGCAUGCCAGCCAAUCUGUCAUCCAUUAAUCACAGACGGAGGACUGAUAUUCAUCACCGGUGCUGAAAUACAGCCUCUUAGUUUUUGUCUCAUUUAUUUUCAUUUCUGCCAGUAUCAUCAUUUAACAAUAUAUUACAAAGAGUAACACAAGCAAUCAGGCUGUGAUACAUUCAUCACAAUGAAAGCUGAUGCAGUUCCUAUUGUGGGCAUGCGACACUGACCUGUCAUCACAUGUACUGGAAUGUGUUUGGCUUCAUUUAAGGACACUAUUUCUUGAUCAAAUCUUCACGAGGAUGACACGUUAAAAUGAUCCACUCGGCGGGGUUCACAAAGGUCAUGCUUACAAAGUCCAGAAAUGGAUCAAUUAAUAACACUGCUUGACCUUUUGUGGUCAUCAGUAUUAAUCACCUACUUCCCAGUUCAUUGGACCAUCAAACAUUAUCACCGAUAUCACCAUCAUCACUGAUUUGUCACAUGUCGUGAUUAUCUUCAUCUGCCUGUGAAACUGCCUCUGGCCUACGGACAUAAAAACAUGACAUUUCCCAACGAUUUGUAACUUUGUCAAGUGGCUAAUAUAUUGUAAGUAUUGUUUACAUUCGCUCAACCUUUACGGUAGUAGACGUCUUUCUGCAACUUUGUUGUUUCACCGAUCAGAUUCGUUGAAAGCACAAAGCCGAGCUGCAACACAAACAGAAAAUUGAAUACGAUUAUAUUCACUAGUGUGCAUAUAAGAAGAGAAUAUAUGUACGUGUUACAGUUCUUUAUAAAUAGUCUACACAACCCUGUUUAAAGGCCAGGUUUUUUGUUGUAUAUAAAAAAAAAAAAAUCAUAUCAAAACCUUUUCCCACAAUGAAUGUGACCUAGACCCUGUACAACUAAUUUUUUAUUGUCUUUUCGAGAGUGGAAGUAAAAAUAAACAACUGAAAUAAUGUGAUUGCACAAGUAAGCACAACGUCUUACAACUAGGAUGUGACUCUAUUCAGAAUUACCCACUCACAUUCAAACUCAUGUUAAAAAGGUGUCAGCACACACCUGCCAGGAUUUAACGUGGCUCUUAUUAUUAACCCAAUGCAUUUCGGGUGUUCUGGGAGGCUUUUGUGCUAACACUGACUCCCAUUUAAUAUGCAAUGCAAUUGGUUAAUUCUGAACACAGCCACAUCCCAGUGGAAUUUAUCUUGGUCUCAUUUUUUUCCCAUAAAACCAGGCAUUUGAACAGGGGUGUGUCGACUUGUUAAAUCCACUGUAUAUAGGUCAUUUUCUUCUAUUAUCAUAUUAAACACCAUGUAAUGAUAGCACAGGCCGCCAAGCAAGGUGCUACACUGCUCGGAGGGAGCGGUUUAAAGCAAAGAUGCAAUGAUAGCGAACCUGUGAGAUGUCUGGGAUUGAACCAGAAACUCUGAUUACAAAAUUACAUGUAUACCUCCUCAGCCGUGGCGUGGAAAAAAGUAAAAAAAAAAAAAAAAAAGCAGUUUCCCAAAAAGUUCAUUUUGGGCGUAAAAUGUUUUUGUCUCUUGUGAAUGGAACCCAUAUCCCAUCAUUGAAUAUCCCAAUGUGCAUUACAAAACAAAAUGCUUGAACAUCUGAACAUGAAGUCAACUAACAUUGUUUCCAAUACACAUUUUUUCAUAAGGAUUGAGUCGUAUUUUGUAACAAAAAUGAAUGCGCUCAUUACUGGAAAACUGACACAGUAUUUGUUGUUUGGUUGGCUUUAUACACUGCACAAAAAACGUAACCCUUUUUUUUUUAACUCCCAUUUUUCAUCAGCUGAACUUAAAUAUCUAAGACUUUUUCUACGUACACGAAAGACCCACUUCUAAUUUUUCCCAUUCCUGACCAACGUCAAAUGCCAGACAAUGUUUUAUAAGAUUAUUCUUUAAGAGUAUCCUUGUGGCACGGUGCCCCACUGGUUAGCACAUCUGCCUCGCAGUUCUGAAGACCCACGUUCAAAUCCGGUUUCCUCCCACAUCCCAGAAACAUGGACUGGUAGAUUCAUUGAAGACUCCAAAAUUGCCCGUAGGUGUGAAUGUGAGUGGUUGUUUGUCUCUAUGUGCCCUGCGAUUGGCUGGCGACCGGUUCGGUGUGUACCCCGCCUCUCGGGCAGAGUCGACUGGGAUAGGCUCCAGCAUACCGCUGACCGUAGUUAGGAUAAGCGGUGCGGAAGAUUUAUGGGUGGAUUAUCCUUAGGAGUUUAUUUGUCCCAAUUUUAGGGUCCGAAACAGGUCGGUGUCUUAAAUAAUGAACGUGUUCAAUUUUUACAACCACAACUCUUCAUGUAUGUUGGCAAAGCUGUCGUCUCCCCGAGUCGUGACGCCGUGAAUUGUGACGUGCAGAAUCGUCGUGAUAGACAAUCACGACGUGCCCUGACUCAGCAAAAGGAAAAGACCCAAAAUAAAAACACUUUUCCCACUUUUCAUCAUUAGCUCCUCUGGAGCUCCCGCAGCUCUCCCUUGAUGCACUCUUAUCGACUGGUGGAUACACAACGUACACGUACACAAGCAUGCGGUGUUGUUGGACUGCUUUGAAGAAGCCAACUGUGGAGGGCUGGCCUGUCACACACAGGAAAACUAUUGAUCCAGUGGGCCUCGAUAUGGACCUGUACCAAUGUAAAUGAUCCUAAAGGAAGUAUGGCCCUGUAACAAAAAAACAAAACAAAAAAAACAACAACAACAAAAAUGCUUCAUGUGAUUGGCGUGCAAUACUGCGGGAUGGGAUGGGGAAAAAAAGAGAAUGAAAAACAACACAACUGGAGUAAACAUCAAUCACAAUUCAUGGAAAGAGCUUGUCUUGGCUUAUCUCAGCAUGUCAGCACAAUGCUACGCUUGUGUAAAAAGUUUCAAUCUGUGCGUUACAAUUUCCACAAGCGAGUGUCACUACCAAAUGGUAAUCAGAGAGCUGAGGAAUAUUGUCAAAACGUUUUAUCUCAGUUACCAGCUUGCCGCUCGUUCAUAAACGUCGAGCGUCAAGUCAGUGGUGAAGGAUUGCAAACACGUAUUCAAGGGUUGCUCUUGUUCAAAUCUGCACCGAAAUUUCAAAUAGUCAUAUAUCACAAAUGAUAAUGAGGACAUACUGCAAGCAUUUUAACAAACAUGAACAAUAGUUGAAAAACCCCAUUACCCCUGAUUUCUGAUUCCAAAACUAGUUCAUAAAUUCCACGUGCAAAUAUGAUGAGGCGAUUAAAGAUUUUUAUGGUUGCACGGUCAUAACGGCCCUCUGAGGAAAACCGUAACUACAAUAUGGCCCGUGACAAAAAUGAGUGUGACACCCGUGCUUUCGAGGUUCCACUGUAAUGACACUGACAUGAGCUUGGUUUUCAAGCAUUUUGAUGCAUUUCUCAUUAGGACACUUCCCUUUUACCACACGCAGCUGCUACUGUCCAGAACAAGGUUUACAGUUCAUAACACCAAUAUGCAACAUUCCACAUGGUUAAGAAAACAAUCCAGGCGUCAUGAGUGAAUAUUUGACUUUUUUUAAAAGAAGGAAAUAAAGGGACUUUGUGCAUGCUUACUUCGAUUGUUAACCUGUGCUGUGUUGUCUUUUCUUUUGACUUGAUGUGUGUGUGAUUUGCAAGCCUGCAUUUGCACAAACGAUGU